Messenger RNA from Colletotrichum lupini, 606 nucleotides. Its product is annotated as beta-glucosidase. Gene Ontology annotation, molecular function: beta-glucosidase activity. Gene Ontology annotation, biological process: glucan catabolic process. The coding region runs from base 1 to 606 and encodes 201 amino acids. Lineage: Eukaryota; Fungi; Ascomycota; Sordariomycetes; Glomerellales; Glomerellaceae. The record is from RefSeq and is a predicted model, not a curated record. The transcript has 2 exons.
AUGUGCUCAUACAACAGGAUUAACAACACAUACGGUUGUGAGAACAGUAAACUAUUGAACGGGAUUCUAAAGACAGAAAUGCAAUUCGAAGGGUUUGUUCUUCUCGACUGGAACGCAAAGCAUACACUAGAAAGUGCCAAUGCUGGUCUAGGAAUUCUGGCAGCUUGGUAUCUUGUUGGUCAAGACAACGACUUCCCAAUUCCUGGCAUUGGCAUGAAAAAUCUGACUGAGCCGCACGAUCAAAUCGACGCCCGUGAUCCUAAGGCGAGGCCAACAAUACUCAGUGGAGCUCUUGCGGGCCACGUGUUAGUGAAGAACGAAAAUAAUUCACUACCUUUCAGCGGGGCCCCGAAGAUCAUGUCUAUAUUUGGAUAUGAUGCAACAGUACCUUCGACGAAGAAUACCGACAAACUUUUUGAGCUUGGAUACUACUCCUCCCCAGAGAUGGCUCAGGCUGUACUGGGAACAGAGAGGCAUUUUGACCAGGCAGCCAAGGGGGGAACCAUUGUCAGUGGGGGGCGUGCUGCAGCCAAUGCGCCUUCAUACCUACUCGAUGUAAGCACCAUACUCUCCCAGGUGAGUGUUUUUGGGCUGACGGGGCUCUAG